Molecule: messenger RNA, 2441 nt
Organism: Arabidopsis lyrata subsp. lyrata
Lineage: Eukaryota; Viridiplantae; Streptophyta; Magnoliopsida; Brassicales; Brassicaceae
Product: interactor of constitutive active ROPs 3
Exons: 5
Coding region: 400-2082 (560 amino acids)
Source: RefSeq, a predicted model, not a curated record
CAUGGGAAAUGGUCUAAAACCGGAAAUUAAAUUUCAAAAAUCAAAACUAUCAUCAAAACGACAAAGGAGUACGCUUUGUCGUGCUGCGUUUUGGAAUAACCUUUUGUUCCCUUCUCUCUCUCUCUCUUUCUUGCUCAGACUCACUGCCCAAAGCCACAACACACAUUACCCACUCUUCUCUCUCUUUCUCACACACUGUUUCCUCUUGGAAUCUGUAAACUUAGGUUUUGGUUCUCAAACCUCUCUACCUACAUUUUCUUUUACAAAAAUUGAAUCUUUUCUUCAAGCACGAACCCUCCUCUCAGCGCUACAUUGAAGAAGCAAAGAGGAGGCUAAAAAUAUCUAUUGUAUAAACAAGGUUUUGAUUCAUUCUGUGUAUUGGAGAAGUAAUAUUACAGUAUGCAGACCCAAAAGGCAAGAAAUGGAUGUCCAGAUGUUCCUAAGAAGGUGUCUCCUCGAGCUGCUCGGCCACUGAAGAUCGCAGCGCUAGAGCCUGAAUCCUCGUCAUCUCCUGUCUCAGCCACUAUCAGAACACCAAAGGAUAAAAGCUCAAAAGUUCUAGAUCGUAGGUCUCCUCGAAGCCCUGUCUCUGAGAAGAAGAGACCGAGUAGAAUAACGGAGCUGGAGUUGCUAGUCUCGCAGCUUCAGGAGGAGCUGAAAAGGGCAAAAGAUCAAAUCUCAGUGUCUGAAACGUCAAAGAAGCAAGCAGAGCAAGAGGCAGGGGAGUCCAGGAAACAGCUGCAAGAAGUUUCCUCUAAGCUUGAGGAAAACCAGAAUCAGUUUUUGGAAAUUUCAGCCUUGGGAGAAGAAACCGAUAAAACCGGUUCUCUUGUUCAUCAAGGUGUAUCUCAGGAGUGUGAUUUUACUGCUGGUGAAAGAGCGGGAUUGGCUGCUGUUGCUCAUGAGAUUCGACAACUCAAGCUUCAGAUUGAGAUGGUGGCUUCUUCCGAAGCUGGUCAUGUGAAACAGGCUGAGUUGCAUAACUCGGAGGUUCAACUUUUGAGAGGAAACUUAAUGGACACGCUUUUCCACGUCGAGAAUUUCAGGAACCAACUCAAGGACUGUGAGGUAUCAGAAGCUGAAACCGAGGCUUUAGCCACUGAAACUCUUAGGCAAUUGGAGAAUGCGAAAAAGGCAGUAGAAGAACUGAAGUCAGAUGGCACAAAAGCAGUUGAGAGUUACAAGAAGAUGGCUGUGGAGCUUGAACAGUCAAAAUCAAGGAUGGUAUGGCUUGAAGCUCUUGUGAAUAAACUUCAGACCAAUCCAGCAGAUUUGGAAAACCAUGAAAUCCUGCUUAAAGACUAUGAAAGUUUGAAACGUGGGGAAUCAAAUGAGAUGGAUGAAGAAGUAUCUUCCUUAAGAUGUGAGGUAGAGCGACUGAGAGCGGCUCUAGAAGCUUCUGAUAAAAAAGACCAAGAGGGUAACAUAGAGGCUUCUUCUCGGUUACGGAUACAAGCUGAACUCCAGUCUGAAUUAAAGAUUGCUAAAUCCGAGAUAGACGAGCUAAAGGCGAGGUUGAUGGACAAGGAAACAGAAUUACAGUUUAUUUCAGAGGAGAGAGAUAACUUAUGCCUGAAACUGAUGAAGAACCAGAAAGAAAUAGAUGUUGAAGCUGAGCUGAAGAAACUAAGGGAGGCGAUCGAGAAUUUAAAGGCGGAUUUGAUGGAUAAAGAGACAGAACUCCAGAUCGUUUCAGAUGAGAACGAGACAUUGAAGUCAGAUAUCCACAAGAGGGAGACAGAUGUACAAGACGCGUUCAUGAAGCUUGGGAUUGCAAUGGAAGAGGCUGGCAAGAGUAGCAAGAAAGCGGUUAGAGUCACCGAGCAACUAGAGGCUACUCAAGCUUCAAACUCAGAAAUGGAAACAGAACUCAGGAAGCUCAAAGUUCAAUCAAACCAAUGGAGGAAAGCUGCUGAAGCAGCUACUGCCAUGCUCUCUGCUGGAAACAACGGGAAAUUCGCAGAGAACUAUAACCAAACGAACUCUCCUUACUCUGAGGAUAUCGAUGAUGAGCUGACAAAGAAGAAAAAUGGGAAUGUGCUCAAGAAGAUUGGAGUUUUGUGGAAGAAGCCUCAGAAAUAGUUGGAGAAUAACUAAUAUAAUGAUUAGGUAUCGUCGAUUUGGAGUUGGAUUAUAAGAGCAACUCAAGUGACUUGAGUAAUGUGAAUUAGUAGUUUGAGAACAAUGUUCUGGAAAAUACAUGUUCUAAAGAUUUUUAGCUGUGGUAAUUUUUACUUUAAUGUUAAGUAUUCAGGAGGGAGACUACUAAGUCUUGCAUUAUGGAACCAGUUAGUGCUUUGUUAACAACUUAACAUCAUUCAAAGGCACAAAAGCCUCUGGUGAAUUUAGAAGGAUUAGAAUUAUCACUGGGCCUUGGCCCAAUGGGUCCUAUAGAAUAUUGGACUCUCUAGACGAAAUAAAGUGUCCGAAUCUUGAAAUAA